This is a messenger RNA of Aspergillus mulundensis, 1638 nucleotides long. RefSeq names its product putative amino acid permease. The coding region runs from base 1 to 1638 and encodes 545 amino acids. Lineage: Eukaryota; Fungi; Ascomycota; Eurotiomycetes; Eurotiales; Aspergillaceae. The record is from RefSeq and is a predicted model, not a curated record. The transcript has 4 exons. Gene Ontology annotation, molecular function: transmembrane transporter activity. Gene Ontology annotation, biological process: transmembrane transport; amino acid transport. Gene Ontology annotation, cellular component: membrane.
AUGGCAGCGCCGCCAAAAGACGCCCCCUGGGCCCCUGCGACCGCGACCGCGACCAUGAACGAUAGCGCCAUAGAGUCCGCCUCCUCCGAUAGAGACGGUGCCAACGCAGCCCUCGAAACCCUGGGUUACACCCCCGAGCUCUCCCGCAACCGCUCCACAUGGAACGUCGUCUUCAUGUCCUUCAUCCUCGCCUCCGUCCCCUACGGCCUAUGCACCACCUACACCUACGCCCUGUCCGGCGGCGGCCCAACGAACAUCAUCUGGGGCUGGGUCCUCGUAUCGCUGAUUAUCCUGUGUGUAGCUGCUUCACUGGCUGAGAUUACCUCCGUCUAUCCCACCGCCGGUGGCGUCUACUACCAGACCUUCGUCCUCGCGCCGAUCUGGUGUCGGCGGAUCUCGUCCUGGGUCUGUGGAUGGGCGUACGUCACCGGCCAGAUUAUGAUUACGCUGGCCGUGAAUUUUGGAUCCGCGCAGUUCUUCAUCGCUUGUCUGAAUGUCUUCGAGGACGAGAAUGGCGUUGGCCUGACGGCGGACUGGGAGGCCUGGCAUACCUAUGUGAUCUUCCUCGCUGUCACGCUCAUCAGCCAUGCCAUCCCCGCGUUUGGGAAUAAGUGGCUCCCUUGGUUGGAGUCAUUCGCCAUCUUCUGGACCCUCGCCGGCGUCGUCGCCAUCGACAUCUGCCUCCUCGUCGUCGCGAGGAACGGCCGCCACAACGCAAAAUGGGUGUUCGGGCACUUCGAGCCCCAGACCGGCUGGCCGGACGGGUGGUCCUUCUGCAUCGGCCUGCUGCAAGCCGCCUACGCGACCUCGUCAACGGGCAUGAUCAUCACAAUGUGCGAAGAAGUCCGCCAACCCGCCCUGCAAGUCCCCAAAGCCAUGGUCGGCACCAUCAUCAUCAACCUAAUCGCGGGCCUCGUCUUCCUGAUCCCCGUGUGCUUCGUGAUGCCGGACCUCGCCGAGCUGGCGGCGUUGGCAUCCGGGCAACCCGUCCCCUCAAUCUUCAAGUCCGCCAUCGGCAACUCCGUCGGCACUUUCCUCCUCCUCUUACCCCUGAUCAUCCUCGGCCUGAUCUGCGGCAUCGGCUGCGUCACCGCCACAAGCCGCUGCACGUGGGCGUUUGCGCGCGACGGCGCGAUCCCGGGAAGUCGAUGGUGGCGCACCGUGAACAAGAAACUCGACGUCCCGCUUAAUUCUAUGAUGCUGGGGAUGGUGGUUGAGUUGCUGAUUGGCCUGAUCUACUUCGGGUCCUCGGCGGCGUAUAACGCGUUCUCGGGCGUCGGUGUCAUUCUGCUGACGCUUAGCUACGCGUGUCCGAUUGCGGUGUCGCUGAUCCUUCGGCGUCGAGAGGACAUCAAGCACGGCAGCUUCGAUCUGGGGGCUUUGGGCGUAUUUUGCAAUAUCGUUGCGCUGGCAUGGACAAUCCUCGUCAUCCCCCUCUUCAACUUCCCGACGUACAUGAGCGUCACGCUCGAGACGAUGAACUACGCGUGCGUGGUCUUCGUCGGCAUCAUCGCCAUCUCCGCCGUCUGGUACUGGGUCUGGGGACACAAGAACUACGCUGGUCCGCCGACGGAUGCGGUUGAUCCGGAGGCUGAGCGGAGUAGUGAGCCGGAGAACGAGCCGGCGAAGAAUAUCUAA